AACACACAGUAAAAAGAAGAAAGCCAGCAGUACGCCCAGUGACGCAGCACGAGACUGUAACUGAUGUCAUCUACUCACUUUAAGGGAAAGGAGAGACAAGCUAGUAGCUGAUAACCUGGGGGACAUAACUGACCUUUUGCUGUUGGGAAUCGUAGUACUUCACCACUGGUAGUUGCCUGUGUGAUAUCCUUGCAGUAUGGACCAGUAUCAGCUGUUUUUCUAUCUGCUAUUGUUGGCUGCUAUUGGUAGUUUGUGCCCAUCCCAUGCAGAAGAAUCUGAUAAUGAAGGUGAUAUGGAGAUUGCCACGCAGUGCACAGACUUAGAAAUAUCAGUCUGCCUUGAUGUUCUACCGUACAACACAACCACGCAAGGACAAAAUCAAACCGUCCUAUUGAACAGUUUUCCACAACUAGAACAACCAAACUCUGCAUGUGCAAAAGAUAUCACAUUCUUUUUAUGCGGAUGGUAUUUUCGUCCCUGCCAGUCGGUAGCUGAUCCACCCAUAUUACCCUGUCGUGGCUUCUGUGAGAGAACACUGGAGACGUGCAACGGAUUAAACAAGGAGUAUUUUCUGCAAGUAACCAACGGCAGUGGGUGUGGUUUACUCCCCUCCAUGCAAAUAUCACCCAGAAGUAAAUUGUGUCAAGAAUCCUCUGUGCCUGUGUCCCCUGAAGAUUCAUCAAGUCAACUCAUUCAGCCUACUAGUUCAGAAACUUUGGCCUCGUCCUCACAAUCAACUCCUACGCAUUCUUAUUCAAUAGAUCCGCUUGUCUUUUCUGUUUCAGCUGAGGCCACAACUCCUUCCAUUUCCCCUGUUGUCUCUUCAUCAUCAGCUCAGGCUACUACUCCUUCCAUUUCUCUGCUUGUUCUAUCAUCAUCAGCCGAGCCUACUACUUCGUCCAUAUUCUUGGAAUCACCUUGGAACCCUUCCUUGCACUCUUCCGCCGAAGCAGAUGUGAUUCGAACAGCAUCGACAGUUGCUAUGGUAACUGACUCCUUGAAUUAUUUCUUGCCAUCAAUGUCACUGUCACUAUCUACUUUGUCUUCUGAGUACCCAUCACCAGUUCCUAGUUCAGUAGCUGAAAAGUCAAGUUCAGAUUUUCCAAUUGAACCAUCUUCAUCUAUUAUGUUAUCUCCAUCAUCAAAAGUUCCAGAAGAGGUUUCUUCCUCAUCACCUGGGACAUUACGUUUGAGCACCUCAAGAGAAUCAUCCCCCAUCUCAAACAUACAGCUUUCAUCAACAUUCUCUUCUCAAAGUUUGUCAUCAGCAUCACUCUCUGCUCUACCCGUUGUCAUGGGUAUCUCAUCUAUUUUACCAUCUCCUUCCUCACAGAUUCCUGUCUAUUAUUCUUCCUCAUCAUACAUGCUUCCUCCUCCUGGUCCUCCUCCAAUGUUCCCCCCUUUCAGUCACUAUUCUUCUUCCCAUUCAUCCAGUGACGCAGCCUCACUGUUUCACAUGACAACAUCCUCUGUUGAGUCAUUGCACGUGACAGCCACAUCAUCAGCGACAUUCCAUUUGAAUUCUGAUGAUUAUACCCCAAUUAAAGUUCUCUUCCCAACACCAACAAUUUCGCACUCUCAAAAGCUGUGCAGUCUCUAA
Molecule: messenger RNA, 1600 nt
Organism: Saccoglossus kowalevskii
Lineage: Eukaryota; Metazoa; Hemichordata; Enteropneusta; Harrimaniidae
Product: flocculation protein FLO11-like
Source: RefSeq, a predicted model, not a curated record